Messenger RNA from Nothoprocta perdicaria, 4657 nucleotides. It is a transcript of the gene ASXL1, whose product is annotated as ASXL transcriptional regulator 1. The record is from RefSeq and is a predicted model, not a curated record. NCBI's taxonomy places the organism in Eukaryota, Metazoa, Chordata, Aves, Tinamiformes, Tinamidae. Gene Ontology annotation, cellular component: PR-DUB complex. Gene Ontology annotation, molecular function: chromatin binding; peroxisome proliferator activated receptor binding; DNA binding. Gene Ontology annotation, biological process: animal organ morphogenesis; positive regulation of transcription by RNA polymerase II. The coding region runs from base 31 to 4464 and encodes 1477 amino acids. The transcript is spliced from 11 exons.
CAGGUGCUGGAAAACUACUCUGAUGCUCCCAUGACCCCAAAACAGAUUCUGCAGGUCAUAGAGGCUGAGGGCCUGAAGGAAAUGAGUGGCACUUCUCCCCUGGCCUGCCUCAAUGCCAUGCUUCACUCCAACUCCCGGGGAGGCGAUGGACUCUUCUACAAGCUGCCUGGACGCAUCAGCCUUUUCACACUCAAGAAGGAUGCCCUGCAGUGGUCUCGGAACACGUCCGUGCCCGACGGGGAGGAGCUGGAGGACACGGCGGAUGCAGAAAGCUGUGAGUCCAAUGAAGCCAGCACUGUGAGUGGCGAUAACGAUGUGUCCCUCGAUGAAACCUCCUCUAAUGCCUCCUGUUCCACCGAAUCUCAAAACAAGGGACACUCCACUGCCAGGGAGAGCUACAGAACAGCCACACAGACAGCCAAACAAAAGAAGAAGACUGGUGUCAUGCUGCCACGUGUUGUCUUAACGCCGCUGAAAGUAAAUGGGGCACACAUGGAGUCUGCAUCCGGCUUCACAGGAAGGCACGUGGAUGGGGAGAGCAGCAGCACAUCCAGCAGUAGCAGCAGUUCUUUGGCCUUGUGCAAAGCCACCAUGCGCAGCAGAACAGAAAUAAAAAGGGAUCCUCCRCAGCUGUUGAGGGGUAUCCGAAAGCCCACAGCUGGGCAAAUGAAGCGAAACAGGGGUGAGGAUAUUGACUUUGAGACACCAGGCUCCAUUCUUGUCAACACAAACCUGCGAGCUCUCAUAAACUCCAGAACCUUUAAUGCCCUCCCAGCACACUUCCAGCAGCAGCUCCUUUACCUGCUUCCAGAAGUUGACAGACAGGUUGGGGCAGAUGGGCUGAUGCGGCUCAGUGGCAGUGCUCUAAAUAAUGAGUUCUUCACCCAUGCUGCUCAAAGCUGGAGAGAGCGACUCGCUGACGGCGAAUUCACCCAUGAGAUGCAAGUUCGAAUUAGACAGGAAAUGGAAAAAGAAAAGAGAGUGGAGCAAUGGAAAGAGAAGUUCUUUGAGGACUACUAUGGCCAAAAAAUGGGCUUGACCCGGGAAGAAUCCCAGGAGCAGAACCUGGUGAAAGAAGAUGCUGAGAACAGGACAAGGUUGUCUGCUAAGGGAGAAGCGAGACUGCAGCGUGGUCCUUCCACCCGGCAGCGAGAUGGGCGCUUCAAGAAACGGUCCAGGGCAGACCUGCGGUGCAGAGCCAGGAGGAGCCUCUAUAAAACGCGUGAGCCAGAGCAAGCAGAGGAUGACAAAGCCACAGUUUCUGUGCUACCAGACUCUGCACCUCAUAAAGAGUCAAAGCCGGAGAUAGAUCUAAAGAAAGACGAUCUAACAAGUGCUUCUGCUACAGUGCUGAAGCCAGAGAGUUCGGAAUUGCCUCUCUCUCCAGAGACUUCCAAAUUGCACAAUAAAUCGGAAGAUGUGUCGUUGGCAGCUGCAAACAGAAUUCCCAGUUUGCCCCAGGAGAACUCGGCUCGGGAGUCAAAGGAGCAGAAGAGGAAAUGCUUUGAGGAGGCUGCCUCCGCAUCCUUCCCCGAGAAGAAGCCGCGGCUUGAAGAUCGUCAGUCCUUUCGUAACACAAUUGAAAGUGUUCACCCAGAAAAGCCACAGCCUACUAAAGAGGAGCCAAAAGUCCCACCCAUCCGGAUUCAACUUUCACGUAUUAAACCACCCUGGGUGGUUAAGGGUCAGCCAGCUUACCAGAUAUGCCCCCGGAUCGUGCCCAGCACGGAGCCCAGCGGCCGCGGCAGGAGCGGCGCCAGGACCCUCGCAGACAUUAAAGCCCGUGCUCUGCAGGCCCGAGCCCAGCGCGAGGCCGGCGGCCCCGGCGGCGGCAGAGGYGCCCGCGGGGGAGAGCCGAGCGGCCGAGCGGAGCAGCGGCGGCCCCGGAGAGCCCCCGGAAGGCGGGCGGCACAUCUACAGCGAGCACAACUACUGCCGCCUGCCGCUGUGAGCGCGCAAGGCGCCGGCCCCGAGGCGGCCGAGGACGAUGCCCUCGUCCCCUCGAGCCAGGGCCCCGGUCCUCGCCAGGGCGCGGGACACGGCAGCCCCGUGGGCGCUGCCUCGCGGGAAGCUCGGCCUGGCGCCCCUGCACCCGGAGGGCAGCUCUGCGCUGCCUUGACCGCCUCCUCCUCUGACCCCGCGGCUGCUGAAAGGCAGGAGGGAGCUCCCGAGCAGCCGCYCCGCGCCGUAAGGACCGAGCGGCCCCCUUGCCGUGUGCCCCGGGCCCGGCCGAGCGCGGCGCUGCGGUCCCCGCUGCCCCCAGGGAACGGCCUGGGGGGUUCUCGGGAGCAGGGCACUGCCCCCGUGCCCGCGGGAGCCGGCGGCACCGCGGCGGCGCUGCAAGGGGCCACUUCUCCCACAGCACAGCGGAGCUGUCCUGCUGAUGCGAAGGAGAGGUCCUCCCGUUGUCCUGAUCUUCUGCCGGAAUCGUCAGCGGAUGGUAAAGAGUGUCACGAGCCAAAAAUGAUCCCUAGCUUUAGAUAUAAUAGCUCUGAAACGUUUGUGGAGAAGUGUGUCGCUGACGGCGAUAACUCGAGAGCAGUGCCUGUUGGUGAGGAGGASGUGGCUCCUGCGCUGUGUGGCCUCGCACACCUGCAGCCAGAGCGGGAGAGCGGCACCAAACCAGAUGAUGAAGAACAGAACACAGAGGCGAGGCCCUUCUUACGUGAUGAUUUCACUGCUCCAAAUAGGAUCGAUACUUGUGGAAAAGUCCCACAGCUGAGGGAGACRGGACACAGAACAGAGGCAGAACCUGCGUGUCUGCCCCCGAGGGAGACCGGGCAGUUYCUGGCAGAUGGAGAUGAGGAAGUACAGAGCACGCACAGCGAGACAACAGAUACUGCCUCCGAUUUUGAAGCUGACUUAGCUGAUGAGAAUGUAGAGACGGGUUUAUGUUACAGAAGCGCCAGUUCAAGGGAGGCAGCUGGGAAAGACUCCUCUUGUGAGAGCGAUGCUAAGAGGUGUGAUAGAAUGAGACCCAAGUCGCGUGUGGAGACGGAGAGUCUUGGCUGCGUGGACCUGCCCUCCGCCUCGGCACCGGGCAGCUUGUCCUUGCCCCGGGCAUGGGGACCGGUGCCACCAGUGCCACCGGGCUCCACUCGGCCCACGGCCUCUCUUGAGAGCAGCAACCCACUGGUGAUGCAGUUACUGAAGGGGAAUCUUCCCCUGGCAGGAGUUCUCCCAGUGUCUCAUGCCAGCACGAAGCUGGGAGUGGCGGCGGCGCCUCUGGAGCGGCCGUCGGAGAGCCCCUCCGUGCAGGCCGAGAGAGGAGACGGAGGCUGUUUUGGCAACGAGUCUUCUCGAGAUGGAGAAAUGACAGGGGCCCUAAGCAGGAGCGAAGACCUGCGCUCUGCGAGACCCUUCCUAGAUCCCCAGGGAACGCAGGGCGGGUCAGCAGGCACGGAGAAUCCAUCUGUUCCAGAAAAGCAUUCCAAAGUUGGUUCAGCUUUAAUCCGUCAGGAUCAACGGGCAAACGUGGCAAGCGCCUCUCAGAAGCCUGAAGACGUGGACCUUCGGGAAAGAACCCUUUCCUGCAGCUUUGAAGAGCAAAAGGAGUUGUCCAAGGCCCCUCGGGGGCCGGAGCACAGCCCCUUGGCAAGUGUCGUCACCAGUAAAACCCCAGAGAAGGGAAAUCCAUCUGUAGGGCCCAGGUUUUUAUCUCCAAAUGCAACUUUUGGACCAAAUCAGACAGGAGGGACCUCAGUCGGUAAAAGUUAUGCUGGAGUUCAAGGCAAAAAGCUUUUUGGUUCUGGUUUUCCUUGCAACACCAGCGUUCGGCUACACCACACAAGGGCUUCGGAUCAAGUUUCAGCCAUGGGAACCUCGUCCCCCAGCAAGCAGAUUCCUCUGAACAAGAGCUGUGCAUCUGGAGAAGGAAUGCCAGCUGCAAGGGAAGAAUGGACUUCAAAGCAGCACACGAACACCCUGGGAGAAAUAACGAAUGAGAACGUGUUGGCGUGUGGCGGCCCGGCCAAGAAUAACGUGGAGAAGCGGAAGGAUGCGGCCCAGAACCCCGCGGAGCUCGGGGAGCAUUUGCAGGGUGUUCCACUGCUUAUGGACCUGCCCUUCUUCAAGUUUGCGAGGGAGCAAGGGAAAGGGCCCAGUCAUCCCUUGGAGCCUUCUUCCAUACCCUCCCAGCUCAAUAUCAAGCAAGCGUUUUAUGGGAAGCUUUCGAAGCUGCAACUUAAUUCCACCACCUUGAAUUAUUCAUCCGGCGCUCCAGCUUUUCCCAGAAGCCUUGCUGGGAGCAUGAUGCAGCUGAGCCACAAAGCGAACUUUGCUGCGAGCCGCAAUCCCUCCCUGUCCGUGCAGAUGUUUGCAGACAGCAGCAGCGUCGAAGAAAUAGCGUUCAAGUGUUCGUGCAGCCUUAAAGCCAUGAUCAUGUGUAAAGGCUGCGGGGCGUUCUGCCACGAUGACUGUAUAGGGCCCUCCAAGCUUUGUGUAUUGUGCCUUGUGGUGAGAUAAUAAAUUAUGGCCAUGGGACAAAUUGUAUAUUCAGUUGUGUGUAUUUUGAUAAGGACUGUUCCUAAACCCUGUACACAGAAUACUCUGUUUAUAGUAGAUAUGCUAUUCCACUUUGUUUUGGUGAGGAAACUCGACUCGCUUCCCCCUGCAAGGCGCAGCGCGGAGCCGGCUGUGCCCGCGGAGCCGCCCUCCC